AGCGAGUUAUCAUUGUCCCUCUCGGUGCUCCGUAGUCCUUCCUCCUCCUCUCCGCCUGCCCGUUUAGUGGCUAAAGAUGGCUGAAGCUCCUCCAUGGCCCAGCCGGUUCUUCUGUCACAGGUGCUCCGCAGAGAUUAGUCCACGGCUUCCCGAGUAUACAUGUCCAAGAUGUGAGUCAGGGUUCAUCGAGGAGCUGCUGGAAGAGAGGAGUACUGACAAUGGCUCCAUGUCUACCAUCUCCAGCGGACCUCAGAACCAACAACCAUUUGAGAAUGCAGACCAGCACUUGUUUACAUUCCCUUCUGGCUAUGGUCAGUUUGCCCUGGGUGUCUUUGAUGACAGCUUCGACUUCGGGGCUGGACUUGGAACAGAGGACAACCGGGAUGCAGAGAAUCGUCGGGAAAGGGAAACGGCAUCACGGCAACGAUAUGGUGCCAGGCAGCCGAGAAGUCGUCAUGGUUCAAGGCGGCAAGCAGGGCGGCAUGAGGGAGUUCCAACUUUAGAGGGAAUAAUUCAGCAGCUAGUGAAUGGAAUAAUUGCACCUACAGCAAUGCCAAAUAUUGGUGUUGGACCCUGGGGUGUUCUUCACUCAAAUCCUAUGGACUAUGCUUGGGGGGCUAAUGGAUUAGAUGCUAUUAUAACACAGUUAUUAAACCAGUUUGAGAACACGGGACCGCCGCCUGCUGAUAGGGAUAAAAUAAAAAGUCUUCCUACAGUACAAAUUACAGAUGAACAUGUUGCUUUGGGACUAGAAUGUCCAGUGUGUAAAGAAGAUUACAGUGUGGGAGAAAAUGUGAGGCAGCUCCCAUGCAAUCACAUGUUCCACAAUGAUUGCAUAGUCCCGUGGCUGGAACAGCAUGACACUUGUCCAGUGUGCAGGAAGAGCUUGAGUGGACAGAACACAGCAACAAACCCUCCAGAACUAUCAGGGAUGAACUUUACCUCCUCAUCUUCCUCCUCCUCAUCCUCUUCAUCCUCCUCAACCCCCCAGUCCUCAAGUUCGACCAGCAAUGAGAACUCCACUGAUAACUCUUAAAGGGCAGAGAGCUGAGUGCAUCUCGCCAGGAACACUCGCGCCUGAUUCAGGGGUAAGUGAUACAUGAGGUUCAUGUAUUUCUGCCUGUCCUGUUGCUCCCACCUUCAUCAGGAAUCUGAACAAAGGAAGGGCGGAGGCCUGGGGUGCAGCUUCUGUCAGGGAGGAUGUGGAGAAGCAUUGAAACUUCAAGAGGCUCGAUCUGCUUGAAUCACUUCAUACAAGAAGAGCAAAUAACGGAAUCCAAAGGUAGAAGAUCGUGAACAACAAGACAGUUUUUGUUCUUUUUUUUAAACUCUAGACUUGUAUGGUUUAAGAUGAAACACUUUUGCCAAUGAAGCAAAAAGAAAUGUACAGUUAUUCCUUUUUUUAUAGGUAGCAUUCAUAUCGCACAGAUCAGAUGACGCAAAGUGCACUGUUGUGCACUGGUGAAGUGUGCACAGAAGUUUCUUCAUGAUGUGGAAGAAUAUUACAUUUGAUCCCUUUAGCUCUGCAGAUAACCUGACAGUACUUCAUAUAAUUAUUUUAUUGUCAGUCUCCACUUGCCGUUUUAAGAUUACCUGACACCACACAGGUAGAACUGUUGGCACUUGAAAUGAUGUGCAUAAUUGCAGUAAUUUGUGUGUUUGAAUAGUAAUGUCGAUAAUGAAACUACAUCAAGAUUUAGUUACAUUUUAUCUGCAAGCCUAAAAUGUGGAUUGACUUUACACACAAUACACUCGGAAACAUUUCAGUACAGUUGUGCUUUUUAACUUAAAGAUAAAUGUUUUGCCAGUUGAAAACCUUGAUUUGCAGUAUGAACAUGUACAAAAAGAAUUAACUGAUAUGAAAAUAAAGAUAUUUGGGUGCUACCACUCAUUUCAUGUAAGACA
Amphiprion ocellaris (clown anemonefish) is the source of this 1905-nucleotide messenger RNA. Its product is annotated as E3 ubiquitin-protein ligase RNF126-like. The coding region runs from base 77 to 1036 and encodes 319 amino acids. Gene Ontology annotation, molecular function: ubiquitin protein ligase activity. The record is from RefSeq and is a predicted model, not a curated record. The transcript is spliced from 10 exons. Gene Ontology annotation, biological process: protein ubiquitination. Lineage: Eukaryota; Metazoa; Chordata; Actinopteri; Pomacentridae. Gene Ontology annotation, cellular component: cytoplasm.